AAAUACUAAACUCGUUUUUAAAUUAGUAUUCUGCAUUUUUACCACACUUAACUAGGUACAUAGUGCACUGCUUGAGUCCACUGUUUUACGAGUUGAUGAAAAUAUAGACAAAAUACCUUGCUGCUCACGAUCAAGAAGAAUAUAGUCUCUUUCACCUUGUCGCCCACAAUUACCGCCAAUUAUAUUCAGCUAUAGUUAGCAGAUUCAAUAAAUUAAAGAACAAUCUCAUAAUUCACAGUGGUCGGUAUUGAAAGAGACAAUAAUAACGUACAAAAAUGGUAAUUAAGUUGGCGGUGGUUGCCGUCUGUCUGUUUGCUGGAGUUUGCGCUCAAACUUGCGUGGAUCAGGACAACAGAUGUUCAGAAUGGAAGAGAUGGUGUGGUAUAAACAAUUACGUUGAUGAAAAUUGCAAAGAAACCUGUGACGAUUGUCCAACAGGUGGCGGGGGAGGUGGAGGUGGAGGAGGAGGCGGGAGUGAAACCUGCGUUGAUAAAAAUAGUGGAUGUCCGAACUGGGAGUCUUAUUGCGGUAACCACAAUUUUGUGGAUGAAAACUGUAAAAAAACGUGUGGUACUUGCUCAACGGGAGGAGGUGGAGGAAGCGGGGGAGGCGGAGGGGGCGGAGGUGAAACAUGCAAAGACGACAACGCAGGUUGUCCAGGAUGGUUGUCUUAUUGUUCUUGGCAUGAGUACGUAAUAAAGAACUGCAAAAAAACAUGCAAAAUCUGUCAAACUGGAGGUGGCGGUGGAGGAGGAGGAGGUGGUUCGUCCUCUUGGUCUGCUUGUUCAAAGUCAUGCGCAGAAGGCACGAGAUACAGAACUCUGAGCAAUGGUACCAAACAGUGGGAAGCUUGCAAUAUAGAGAAGUGUAAUAAAGUAGCAACUUGUGGAUCUAACCAAAAACAAAGAAAGGGUAUUCCUCAUGCUUGUUGUAAUGACAACGUAAUUUCAACAUGCGGUAAAGUUAACAUUGUUCAACGUAUUUUUGGUGGCGACGACGCAAUUCGAAAAGCAUGGCCAUGGAUGGUUGCUAUAAAUUCGACUAUUAGCAACAGACUGUUUUGUGCAGGAGUCCUUGUUUCUGAUAGAUACGUCAUUACAGCUGCUCAUUGCAUGGCAGACGUUAGUACAGGCGAAGAACUUACGACUGAUGAUGUUCGAUUAAAUUUCGGAAUCCUGCGACUGACUGAUUUAGCGACCGCAAGAAAUACUGGGCGUGUAGAUAAGGUGUUUUAUCCAAAAUUGAACCAAAACAGCGCGAACUCUAAGAAAGUCUUUAAUUACCCAGAAAACGAUAUUGCAAUAAUACGGACAAAAGCUAGAGUUCGACUGUCAUCAGCCAUACAUCCCAUAUGUUUACCUGGUGGCGAAAUCACUCCUAAAGACACAACUUGCUACAUUGCUGGAUGGGGAAUAACAUCUAACGCCAAUACCGCCACGGAAGUGACACAUUUACAAGAAGUUGCCGUUCAAAAUAUGGAUCUUGACAUUUGUCGUGUGGAGAUGGCAAAGUAUAAAAACGAGAUUCCAGAAGAAGAAGCAUACGUACAAUCCAGUAACAAGUUACUCUGCGCAGGAAGCCUUCACAAGGGUGCCAAUAGCUGUCGGGGAGACAGCGGCGGGGCUAUGAUGUGUCAAAGAUGCGCAAACUGUAAUUGGUAUUUAGCUGGCAUUGUAUCGAUUGGGGUAGUUGACUGUACCAUACCAAUACCCGCAGCAUACACCAAAGUUGUAGAUUUUGAAGCCUGGAUACGUAGCGUCACUAGCAUAAGUAGGGAAUAUUAUUCAUGUUCUAGACAAGUUGGACCUUAGAUAUGCUCCGGAAAUAUGAUAUUGCAUAAGGUUGUGAUAAACCAGUUAAUAAAAGAACUUGUAUAUACUGUA
Styela clava is the source of this 1883-nucleotide messenger RNA. RefSeq names its product serine protease 27-like. Gene Ontology annotation, biological process: proteolysis. Gene Ontology annotation, molecular function: serine-type endopeptidase activity. The record is from RefSeq and is a predicted model, not a curated record. Lineage: Eukaryota; Metazoa; Chordata; Ascidiacea; Stolidobranchia; Styelidae.